Rhodamnia argentea is the source of this 1224-nucleotide messenger RNA. RefSeq lists its product as uncharacterized. The transcript is spliced from 5 exons. NCBI's taxonomy places the organism in Eukaryota, Viridiplantae, Streptophyta, Magnoliopsida, Myrtales, Myrtaceae. The coding region runs from base 100 to 909 and encodes 269 amino acids. The record is from RefSeq and is a predicted model, not a curated record.
UAUUACUUCCUCUGGAAACCAGAAGAGUGGGUGUCAGCAUCACUCGCUCUAACAUUCCUCCAUUCCUCUUUUGCAGUCCAAAUUCCGAGAAUUCCCCAAAUGCAGUCCCAAAUCCUCACGACUCAAUCUCCAACUUGCUUCCCCAAUUACCCUUUGUCCAAUUCAUUCGCGAAGCCCCGGUUCCUCUACUCAGCCUCUCGGUUCAAGAUCAAACCCUAUCUCACCUUCGCUCUCCGCUCUCGGAACCGAUUCGGUGCGGCCCAAUCAGCCACCGCCAAGACUACCGACUUCGUCUCUGAUUCAAGCAAACCCAGUAUCGAAGACUCGCAAAGCGAAUGGAACGUGCAAGUUGGGAGCCCCAAAAUUGUUCCUUCUUCGCCCGUUGCCAAGUUGAGCUUGGGUGAUCAGGCUUUCUUUCUCUUGGCCUUCAUUGCCUGCACUACUUCUGUUGCGUUCACGAGCCUUGUGGUCGCCGCUGUCCCUACAUUAUUUGCCAUGGGAAGAGCUGCAACAUCACUUUCCAAACUGGCAGAUACGGCACGGGAGGAGCUACCAAGCACAAUGGCUGCUAUUAGGCUCUCAGGCAUGGAGAUCAGUGAUCUUACACUGGAGUUGAGCGACUUAAGCCAGGAGAUAGCUGACGGAGUAAAUAAAUCAGCUCAAGCUGUGCAGGCUGCAGAAGCUGGAAUUAGACAAAUCGGUUCUCUCGCUCGAGAACAGACCAUCUCAAUGAUUCAAGAGAGAGCUAGCCUGCCAAUUAUCUCGUUACAACCUGUUGUUGCAGGGGCUGCGAAGAAAACAUCUCGUGCUGUUGGUCAGGCAACAAAAACGUUCAUCAAUAUGAUUUCUCGAGGUGAGUUCAGCCCCGAGAGUGAGGAUGAGACUGGAAUUGAUAGGGUAGAACUAUAAGCUUACUUGCAAUACACGAAGUGUAUAGAACAUCAACAUCGGCAAAGAUGGACUAUUUUGUUGGUUGAAGAUGGAUCAGUCUCCAUAGAAUGUCUCUUCUGUUAUGCUCAGUGGGAAUAAUGCCAAGUACAGAUUGUUUUCUUUGAGCUCAUUUUGCAUCUCCAUUGCCCUGAAAACGAAGGUGAUAGCUCCAUUCACUACAUACAUUUUCAUGGGACUAGUAGCCGGAGUUAUUUCUGCUUUCCAUUCUUUUAAUAUUCGUGUAUGCAAAGAAAACUCUCCUUUGGCUUUAUGCAUACCAUUACCUUUGUCUUA